Molecule: messenger RNA, 5112 nt
Organism: Penaeus vannamei (Pacific white shrimp)
Lineage: Eukaryota; Metazoa; Arthropoda; Malacostraca; Decapoda; Penaeidae
Source: RefSeq, a predicted model, not a curated record
GAUAUAGCCAUUAUUGGCCAUUCUGGAGUUUGCAUGCGCAUUCAAGGGGCAGCCUUACACGAACGCCUAAACGUAAACAAACAAAUACUUUUGAUGGCUCUAGGAGACGUUGACAGGUCCAAGAAGAUGCAAAAUGCACAGGAAAAGUCUCGAGUUGACUGGAAGUCUGUCCAGCCACAGAAGAAAGUUACAUUUUACGGACCAGUAAUUAGCACAAAAGCGGAAAAACUCCGUCCAGUUAGGAUAGACACCACCACAAGAAGACAAAAACCCACACUGAUGUCUUUAUCCAGUUCACCUUCCUUCAACCAGAUCUCCCAGUCUAAUAGGAAACUAAGGCACCAUAAGUCUAAAAGUAGUGAAACAAGACCACACGCAAAAAUGACUGUCAUGGGGAAUCAGCUAAAGACCAGACUUAAUUGUAAUCAUAUGAGACCAAAAUGUCAGUGUUCAGGUCCUCCUGCUAAUAAGGCUAAACAGAGUAGAGUUAAAGGUAAACCAUCAAUAGCAGAUGUUAGAGAGACAAGUCACAUUUUAACAUCAACAUGCACAGUACCCAGGGGUGGGCUCAAUGGAAGAAAAAUCUAUGCCUCAAAAGAUAACAGAGGAGGAAUAUCAAUAUUAGAUGCAAAUUGGAGACCAAGCCAGCUUACAUUUAAGGAGAAUGACAUGGAAGAAAGUAAAGGCAGACAAAAGACAUCUCCCAGUAAUGAAAAUGAGAGUAAUAAACAAAAUACUGAGGAUAUAUCAAAGAAGAGAGUCCAGUUUUCAGACAAAACAAAUUCUGGAGAUGUAUCACAUGAGAACCCUCAUGCAGAGACCAGCCAACGUAAUCCGAUGAGAAGAAAUAAUAAUCUGGAUGAUUAUGAAACUAGGCAUGAAAAAUCAAAGCAUCCAGAAAUGACAGGUAUAAAUGAAAGGCCAGAUCCUUUUCAAAGGAGGCAUAGUCAUAACAGUUCAGUUCAUGAUUCAGAAAGCCAUGAUGAUUAUUCAGAAAAAGAUGGGGAUGAUUAUGACAGCACUUCCUCAGUGUCAGAAAGCAGGAAUCCUGUUCAAGAAAUUCACCAGGAAAGAUGUACACUUUGUGAAUCUCCAAGAUUCAGAUAUCCCACAAGCCCAAGGUUCAGACGAAUGAACUCUGCUUCUGAUUUUGUUACCUCUGGAGUGAGAGACCCAGGAACUAGGUCCUUUAAUAUCAGUCCAUCUAGAAAAAAGUAUAAUGACGACUUGUGUGCAUUAUGCAAAAGACAGAGUCGACGCUCGUAUUCUGUGGAUGACAGAUAUUGCUAUCAUUGCGAUUCCACUGACUUAGAUUCUUAUGAUGCAAUAUGUCAUCAUAGACACAUGAAAAUACCAAGGGAUCAUGGCUUAAGAAAUUUCUUACCUAGGAGGCAGUCAGUUCCUGUUUUUUUCUCAGAUGGGGAUGAGGAAAUCUUGCAGAGGAAUCGUAUACCAUAUGAACCAAAAACAGAGUUAGUGAAAGACUUGAAGAAAAAACUUGAAAGAGAGUAUAGAAAUCAGGAUUAUUUGCACCACUUAGUUCACCACAGACGGAAGUGGAAGUCUUGGGAUGCAGAAGAUCUGGAGGAACUCCGCCAGUACAGAUCGCGCAGAGCAGAGAGGCACAGAUACUGGGAUUAUGAUGGUCCUCCUCAUAAAUGUGUACAUCAUUAUCUGCAGAAUGACAGAUUAUACUUGGAGCCAACUUUGACAAAUAAAGAAGGGAGGAGUAUAUGUGCCGAGUGCGGUGCUCCCAAGCCACUGGAUCCAAAAACUGACCCAUACCUUUAUCAUGUAACCUUGGGAGGACUCAAGAAGACAGAAGAUAAAAGUGUGCAGAAUGAUGACAAGGAAAAUGAUGAUAGAUAUUAUCAUCAAAGUGGAAGAGUCACUCACCAAGGAACUAAUAGUAAGAUUCAUCCAGGGAGGACUCCAGGUGACACAUCAAAGCAUGUUUUUGCAAAGUUGAAUCGAAGCAUUGACAACAUAUUUCCUGGUAGAUCUGCUCUGCACUUCCGUCCAAGAGCUGCUGACCAACUUAGGUAUCAGGGUCAUUUGCACAGUAAGCGUCAUCCAAGCAAAUCAAUGGCCUUGGUUGAUCACCUGGUGUAGCUUAAUUUUAUCCAAAAUUUAUGUGGAUCUUUCAGUAAAUUGAAAGUUCAUUGUUGGAUAUGUGUAAACUUGUAGCACAAAAGGACAGAAUGUUUAUAUUGUAGAUGGGUUUAACAACUGCAUAGUAAAUUUUAUAUGCACUCAGGUCAUUUGGAAGACACUUUGCAUUGUUCAUGGUGCCAUUACACUAUUUUUUUUGUUAAAGAUCUGCAUAUAACUUUGUUACAUUUAUAUUUAUGAAAGAAUCACACAGAUGCACACUCACUUGUUCAUUCACCAUCAUCUAGUUUCUUUUUUCUCCUCUCUCCUCACCCAUUCAGUAUCCAUCUUCCUUCCUUAUCUUACUAUAUCAUAUCCAUACAUUUGAGUACAUCCUGAUUCUAUAAUAAUGAAGUCAUUUAAGCUUUGGUAAUUUGUUAUACUGAAGAUUAACAAAAGGAAAGAAAAAAACAUUGUACUCUUUGCAUUGCAUGUAUGAAUAAAGCUUAGUCAGAGUAAGGUUUUCUGAUUUUUUUUCAAGAAGUAAUAUGCAUGAAGAUGAAAUAAUCUGUAGGUAUUCUAUAACACAGUUUUUGUGACAUAUAUUGAGUGAAUAAAAAAUCUUUUAUGGAUGUACAUGACAUGUAUUUAAAGUUUAUUAAAAGAUUAUAAUAAAAAAAAUAUAUGAAAAUAAAGUUUUAUCAUCACCCACUUGCUUUUUGCAUAUCUUAACUAACCUUUUAGAUUAAGAAUGCCCACAUUUAGAACUUUGUUUUUUUAUCUAAAGUGCAUGUUAUUCACAUGUCAAAAAAUGUGUCUGAUAAUUGUUGAUAAAAAGCAGUUCAUCACAUGUUCAGAAGAGAAAAGGGAACAGGCAUUAACAGCAAUGUUUGCUUUUUCUAAAUUAAAUGCUUAUUGUAAUAAGUCAUAAAUGGUUUGCAUUAAAAUACAUGAUAUAACACCUAGAACAUUACUUUCUCUCAUUUUAAGUAGUUUGUUUUUAAUGAAGUACAUAUGUCAGUAAAGCAGUUUUUGAAUAAUCAGUUGAUAUGAUUUUUCCUUCUGUAAGUCUGAAAUUGGAUAAUGUUUGCAUGCAGAGAUUGAAUCAAAGAAUCUUUUCAUUUAGAGACUUCAGAAUGAAUAGACUUCUACACAGAAGCAUGCAAUUGUAAACACUGACUAGUGAAAAGUGUUAAGAUUCUAUAUUAAUGCAGGAGUAUUACUUAUUUGGUUUGGGAGUUGGACUGAUGAAUGAUUGGGGAUUAAACUAAAAAAAAUAUGAAAUUUAAAAGAAGAUACUGAGCCAGUGACCCUCAUCAAGAAUUGCAAGCUGAGACUUACAAGCUUUAGGGGAAAGAACAAGAAACAAUCUCGAGUUCAGAUGGGAGCAGUUCACUGGGAACUACUGAACAUUUCUUCUUGUGCUCAUUUCUUCAGUGCUGGACAUUUCUUCUUGUAGGUUGUGUCCUAACUGUUCUAAGACCCAUAACCAGUUAGGAUCUUAUUGAAUGUGGAAGAUAGAGUGAUCAGUUUGAGCAACUUUUUUCAGAUCUUGCUGAAGUAAGAGUAAGAAUAAUGUGGAGCAGCACACAGUACAAGUGCAAUGGUAAUUCAUACUGACACAUGUACAUUAAUUAAAGUAUUACCAUAUAAUCAUAUCCUGAACAAAAAAUAUAAUUACUUUACACACAGAAUUGCCCAUUUGGAAAUUUCUCUCUUCUGCAAUGAUUAUUCCAGCAAAUUUUAAAUCAUUUUCUUAGCGCAGAUGUGAAUCCUGUGUUGAUAUACAAUGCAAAUGUGUUCACUGCCCUAACAGUCAAAUUUCCCUCAUUGUGAAUGGACAAUACAUUGCACUGCUGAGCUGCUAGUUGCCAGUUUCUACCAUGUGAAAUGUUUUCACUUGCCAGUUAUUGUGCACAUGGGCAGUAGAGAGCUGUUAAACAUAAAUCAAAAACAUCCCAGGGUUAUCUUGACCUACAGUGUGUUUUAAUAAUUUCCUGAAUGUCCACACAAAUACAAACACCGACAGAGUAUACAAUAAACAUACUAAUACCAAACUUGACUUGCUGUAGUCUAGUGUACUGAUAAACAAAUGACUCUGGUAAAAAUUUACCAGGCAUCAUUAGUUUGGAAUAAUUUUUUGAGCACUGUAAAGAGUCAGAUUUUGUUUUUGCUUUUUUGGGGGCCUUUGUUAAGAAGGAAAUUGUUAGACAUUAUAUAUGUUUUUACAAUUCUGUAUGAUCAAGACAGAGGAAUUGAUUUUUGUAUAAAAACUUGGGCAGAACAGCAGUCUCCUAGGGACUCAUGAAGUUAUUUGAGCCUCAUACAUCUAACAAAUCAAUUUGUGAUCUACCAGACACAGGUGUGGGAAGUUCAACCUUUCAUAACCUUUAGAUAUAUGUAUUGAUAUAUAUUAAUCCUAUUCUUAUAUAUAUUACUAGUACUCAGGUAUAUUUUCAUUGACAUAUGAAUAUUAGCUUUAUUGCUGGUUGCUCUUGCUCGCUUGAAUUGCUCUAUGGAUCAUUGUUAGUGUAUAUAGUGAAUAAACACAUUAUAUACAAAGAGGAAUAUAACUGUUUCAUUACCCAUUCCACCACAAGUGUUAAUUACUGGUGGCAUUUAUAUAUUCUUCAAAUAUUACUAGACUGUCAUGAUCAAGGUAUUUUAAUUUGAUUACUUAACACUGUAACCAUUAUAAGAAAGGCAGGAAAUGAUUACAAGUGUUCUCAUUAGACUUUGUUUCUUGUUUUUUGGGAGCUUUUCUUUGUCUUCAAUUUUCUUAAGCUCAUCCUAUGUAAAUAAGAAACCCAUGUGUAGCGUAACAGGCAAUAGAAAACACAUGUAGUUAUUUGACUUUAUUAGUCAAAAAAAGACAAUAAACUGUGAUGAAUGGGUAAUAAAUGUUCCAUAUAUAAUUUCUUGUAAUAAAUUGGAAAUUUUAUGAACGUUUACUAUCUUAGAUCAGAGUUCUGCAAGGCUAUAUUGUACUUCAGAGCACAUUCACCCCUAAAUUAACAAGAA